UACUGUGUCGUGCAAGUACCGAAAGUGUCAAGUUCGCGAUGGACAGCAAACGAAAAUGUACAUUCACGCCGUUCUCGUUCGAGGAUCCGGAGACGCCGAGAUCGCCGUCGGUGCUCGUCCCGGAAUCGUGCCGAUCGAUGCGCGAACACGUGCUCGGCGUCGAGAAAAACCUCCAAGACUGGCAGGCGUAUCACGACAUAGGACUCAGAUUGCUGAAAAUCGUCUGCAACGUGACCGACGAGACUCUGCCGGACGAGCUCCUGCAGCCGUGCGAAAAAUUGGACGAGGUCUGCGACAAGCUGGACGCGAUCGUGACGAAUUUGAAGGCGAUCCUGAACAAGAUGAAGGCCAUCGCCGAGCUGCAGAAGGACAAAGGUCCUCUGUUCCGCACCUGGGAGACGAAAAGAUUCGUCGAGAUCACCGAGGAAAUCUACGAGUCGUACAGGAAAGAAGCGGAGGAGAAGAGAAUAAUACACGAGAUAGCACCGCGCCAGUUCACGCGAAAGGAUAGAGUUUCUAAUUGCAGCAUGUGGAGAGUCCAACCGUUGAUCGAUCUCGCGGAGACAAAUCGAAAUGUAGACUACAUGCUUUGGGAAAUUGGAGAGAUACUGCGAUGAAUCGCUCGUACGAUUCGAGUAUUUUUUAUAUUACGUGUACAAAGUAAGACAAAUCGAUCGGUUUUGUCAAUUUAUUAGUUUGUAAGCUGGUGCUAUUCUAUUAAAUAUUUUAUA
This is a messenger RNA of Trichogramma pretiosum, 731 nucleotides long. RefSeq names its product cyclin-dependent kinase 2-interacting protein. The coding region runs from base 39 to 617 and encodes 192 amino acids. The transcript has 3 exons. Lineage: Eukaryota; Metazoa; Arthropoda; Insecta; Hymenoptera; Trichogrammatidae. The record is from RefSeq and is a predicted model, not a curated record.